GGGGACGGUAGGAGCCCUACCAAAAUCUAAGUUGUCUGCUACGGAUGUACGCGAACAUUUAGAGUCUCAUACCAACUCAACACCGCAAUAAACUGUACCAACAGAAACUGCGAUAAACUGUAGAUACUUAACUAGGAAAUACAAAUCCAUCAAAAAGGGCAGAGUUCAGGUAUGAGUAUCCCCUGUUUACCCCACUUCAAACAAGAUGACUUAUUUGAUGAAUGGGAACUUCGCAUUUGCAUCUUAGUUAGCCUUUUCCUUCAAAUUUUCCUAAAUGUAGCUGGAACCUUUAGAAGGCUAGCAUCCCACAAAUGGAUUGUUAUCUUUCUCUGGUUAGCUUAUUUGCCUGCUGAAAUUCUAGCUACUUUUGGACUCGGACUCAUUGUCAGCAGGCAAAGUUUGUUUGCGAAGUAUUGCAAUGAGGAUGAAGGCACUUCUUGUUAUAACGAUCAUCUUCAUAUCUACUGGGCUCCUUUUUUACUUGUACACCUUGGCGGUCCAGACAUCAUCACUGCUUUCGCACCCGAGGACAAUGAACUCUGGCUCCGACAUUUGUUUUAUCUGGCUUCACAGGUCAUUGCUGUGGCUUAUGCUUUCUAUCAGUCUCUACAAACUAAUUACCAACUCAGGAUCCCAACGCUGCUCAUGCUUUUCUGUGGGAUCAUUAAGUGCGCUGAGCGUACGCGUGCUCUGCAUUAUGGAAGUGCAAAAAGCUUUCGGAAUUCCUUGCUUUCAAAAUCUGACAAUCCAAGAGGAGAGUCCAAACUUAUAAAUGCAACCGGAGCCAGGAUUUCUUCUUUGCAAGUGCUGCAGUAUGCUUUUGUAUACUUCACUGCAUUCAAAGGACUUGUUGUAGAUCUCAAUCUCAGCAACCACGAACGCAACCAAAGCCGGGACUUCUUUCUUGCAACAUCUUAUAAAAACGCUUUCAGGUUAGUUGAGGUAGAGUUGAAUUACCUCUAUGAUGUUCUUUUCACCAAAGUCCCUGUGUUGCAGAAUAAAUUUGGCUACUGGUGUCGAAUUCUAUCCUUCCUCGCAGUUGUUUCUUCCUUGGCACUCUUCCAUAUUGUGGUAAAUAGGAACUUCUAUCACCUACUUGACGUGGUCAUUACAUACAUUUUGCUAAUUGGAGCAAUAGUGUUGGACAUGAUUUCAUUUUUUAUGCUACUUUUCUGCGACUGGACAGUUGUUAAGCUCAAGCCUUUGUCGGCUGCAAACCCUGAUGAAAAAUUAUGGAAACAUAGGUUUGCCGAUUGGAUACUGCAUGUUAAUAAUACUAGGAGUGAGUUCCUAGAUUGGUUACUUGGUUUUGUUGGAGAUAGAGACCGUCAUGCAUCAGAAUUUACUGAUAGCAGGUGGGCUCAAUCUUUGUCAACAUUCAAUCUGAUAUAUUAUUGUUUACAUAAAAGUUCAAAGAAAAGGGAAAAGCUAUAUGAUUAUUUUGGCCUUAUAAGUUUUCUGAAUGGAAUUUGGUACGUGAAACCACGGCCACUCACCUCUUACAUGAUUGGUUUCAUCUACAACGAGCUGAGGAUGAAAUCAGAGAUUGCGGGAAGUUUAGUCAAAGCUAAAGAAAUAUGUUCAUCCAAAGGAGAGUGGAUACUUGAACAUGCAAGGCAACCUAAUCUUCUUCAAUUUGUUUCUAAUUUUAACUUUGAUGAGAUCCUUAUUAUCUGGCAUAUAGGGACUGAACUCUGUCACAACGACAGCCAAGAUCAGCUUACUAACUUGGAACAACGUGACACUGCCAAGCAGCUAUCAGACUACAUGCUAUAUCUUAUGGUCAUGAAGCCUGAUAUGAUGUCUUCAGUUGCUAGUACCGGGGAUAUAAAGUUCCGAGAUACAUGCACUGAGGUUAGCAAAUUAAUUGACAUUCAUGAAUUGCCAGAUCUGGUCAAGAAAAAGUUUUGUUUGUUUGGCAGAGACAGCGAGGAAGAGAAGGAAACCUUGCAGAGAAAUGCCUGUGAAAUCAUUUUUAAUGUCAACAGAGAAAUUAAGCCAGCUACCAUGCAGACUAACAGAAAUAAAUUGUUAUUGUUUAAGGCAUCUGCAUUGGCCAAAGAGCUAAGUAAAGUGUCUCCGUCAGAUGAAAAAUGGUCAAUAAUAAGCAAAUUAUGGGUAGAACUGCUAUCAUAUGCCGCAAUUCAUAUCAGAUCAUGUGCUCAUGCUGAGCAGCUAAGUAGAGGUGGGGAGCUUAUAACUAUUGUGUGGGUACUCAUGGCUCAUUUUGGCUUGGGAAAUCAGUUUGAGAUCAUCCCUGGAACAGAAGCCGAUAGCUGAUUGUUGUAAAAGGUAGGUUAUUUAUCAAAUAGUGUCAUAUGUGGUUUGAAGCAACUAGCUUCUUAGCCCGUGGAAGAAGCUCUAAAUAUAAGUAUUUUGUGUUUUGUCAGCAAGUAUGUAUUUGGUGUCUUGGUAUAUCUAAGUGAAAGUAUUUGGUGUGUCGGCGUGUAAAAGGUGCAAUCGAUCAGAUUUAUGGCACUUGGUAUUUCCUAGCUUAUUAUCCCUUAAAUUUUCAAGGGUUAUACUUAUACAUGAUACAUGUAUACAUGAAA
This is a messenger RNA of Daucus carota subsp. sativus, 2552 nucleotides long. RefSeq lists its product as uncharacterized. Bases 172 to 2280 code for a protein of 702 amino acids. The record is from RefSeq and is a predicted model, not a curated record. Lineage: Eukaryota; Viridiplantae; Streptophyta; Magnoliopsida; Apiales; Apiaceae. The transcript has a single exon.